Eruca vesicaria subsp. sativa (arugula) is the source of this 2206-nucleotide messenger RNA. Lineage: Eukaryota; Viridiplantae; Streptophyta; Magnoliopsida; Brassicales; Brassicaceae. The record is from the annotation of a GenBank genome assembly.
UCUUCUUCUUCUUCUUCUACUUUCCUCUUUGGACGUUAUGGGCACCGAGAGAAAGAGGAAAGUGAGCUUAUUCGACGUCAUGGACGAUCCAUCAGCUCCCUCGAAGAUCUCCAAAUUCAACGGUCUCGGCGACGGCGGCGGAAUCAAUAAAUGGAACGGGAAGCCUUAUUCCGCCAAGUACUACGAGAUACUCGAGAAGCGUAGGACUCUUCCAGUGUGGCUUCAGAAAGAGGAGUUUCUCAGAACGUUAAAAAACAACCAAACACUAAUUCUUGUCGGAGAAACCGGAAGUGGUAAAACCACUCAGAUUCCACAGUUUGUUAUUGAUGCUGUUGAUGCUGAGAGUUCGGACAAGCGUAAGAAGUUUUUGGUUGGUUGUACUCAGCCUCGUAGAGUUGCUGCUAUGUCUGUGUCUCGUCGUGUUGCUGAUGAGAUGGAUGUUGCUAUUGGUGAAGAAGUUGGUUACAGUAUUCGUUUCGAGGAUUGUAGUGGCCCCAGAACAGUGCUCAAGUAUUUGACUGAUGGUAUGUUGUUGAGAGAAGCAAUGGCGGAUCCUCUUCUAGAGAGAUAUAAAGUGAUUAUUCUUGACGAGGCUCAUGAAAGGACUCUGGCUACGGAUGUGCUCUUUGGUCUUUUGAAAGAGGUGUUGAGGAAUAGGCCUGAUCUUAAGCUGGUUGUCAUGAGUGCUACUCUAGAAGCCGAGAAGUUUCAGGAGUAUUUUAGCGGUGCGCCUCUGAUGAAGGUUCCUGGUAGGCUUCAUCCUGUGGAGAUUUUCUACACUCAGGAGCCUGAGAGGGAUUAUCUUGAGGCUGCUAUUAGGACUGUUGUUCAGAUACAUAUGUGUGAGCCACCUGGUGAUAUUCUGGUUUUCUUAACUGGAGAGGAGGAGAUUGAAGAUGCAUGCCGCAAAAUCAACAAGGAGGUUGGUAAUCUUGGGGAUCAAGUGGGUCCUGUCAAGGUUGUGCCACUGUACUCCACUCUUCCACCUGCCAUGCAGCAGAAGAUAUUUGAUUCUGCUCCAGAGCCUGUAACGGAAGGUGGUCCUCCUGGGAGAAAGAUUGUUGUUUCGACCAACAUUGCUGAGACUUCUUUAACCAUAGAUGGGAUUGUGUACGUCAUUGACCCUGGUUUCGCUAAGCAGAAAGUUUACAACCCACGUAUACGUGUUGAGUCUUUACUAGUGUCGCCAAUAUCAAAGGCAAGUGCUCAUCAGAGAUCAGGUCGUGCCGGUAGAACAAGGCCGGGAAAGUGUUUCAGGCUGUACACAGAGAAGAGCUUCAACAAUGACUUGCAGCCACAGACUUAUCCUGAAAUCUUGAGAUCGAAUCUUGCAAACACGGUGCUGACUUUGAAAAAAUUGGGGAUAGAUGACUUGGUGCACUUCGAUUUUAUGGAUCCUCCUGCACCUGAGACACUGAUGCGAGCCUUGGAGGUUUUGAAUUAUUUGGGAGCGCUUGAUGAUGAAGGAAACUUGACGAGGACAGGUGAGAUAAUGAGUGAGUUCCCCUUGGAUCCGCAGAUGGCGAAGAUGCUCAUUGUCAGUCCUGAAUUCAACUGCUCCAACGAGAUCCUCUCGGUUUCAGCUAUGCUAUCAGUACCCAAUUGCUUUAUACGGCCUAGAGAGUCUCAAAAACAAGCAGAUGAAGCUAAAGCGAAGUUUGCACACAUUGAUGGUGAUCACCUCACGUUACUUAACGUCUACCACGCUUUUAAGCAAAACAAUGAAGACCCGAACUGGUGCUACGACAACUUCAUCAACACCAGGGCAAUGAAGUCUGCGGACAAUGUUAGACAACAGUUGGUCAGGAUAAUGUCGAGGUUCAAUCUGAAGAUGUGCAGCACUGAUUUCAACAGCCGUGACUACUACACCAACAUUAGAAAGGCCAUGCUUGCUGGUUAUUUCAUGCAAGUGGCUCACCUAGAACGCAGUGGCCAUUACUUGACCGUCAAAGAUAAUCAAGUGGUUCACUUGCAUCCAUCCAAUUGUUUGGAUCACAAACCGGAGUGGGUUAUCUACAAUGAAUAUGUUUUGACUACCAGGAACUUCAUCAGAACUGUGACAGACAUUCGUGGUGAAUGGCUAGUGGACGUUGCUUCUCACUAUUACGAUCUUGUAAACUUCCCCAAUUGUGAGGCAAAACGUGUCCUCGAGAAGCUUUAUAAGAAGAGAGAAAGAGAGAAGGCAGAGAGCAAGAACCGCAAGUGA